UACUCUUCAGGACAUCAGAGUGUGGUUGCGUAGAUAAACUCGUGUCGUCCAGACUAUACAUUUCACGCGCUAGCUCGUGUCGUCCAGGCUGUCUGCUGCCGUGCACGGGCGUCUAGUCUUCUAACUUCUCCUCAUCCGGACGUGAAUGGAGUUUCUGUGGCUGCUGUGUGUUGUGCUGAGCGCCUGGCGCGCGUCAGCGGAGCGACACAGCGUGUACUGGAAUAGCACCAACCCGAGCUUCCUGUGGGACGACUACAUCGUGCAGGUGCGCAUCAACGACUACCUGGACAUCAUCUGCCCACACUACAAGCGUGGUGAGGUGCUUGCCCAGGAGGCCGAGCGCUACGUCCUGUACAUGGUGGAGCGGGAGGACUACGAGUCAUGCAAGGCGCUCUCCUUCGACCAGCUGCGCUGGGAGUGCUCGCGGCCGUUCGCCACCCACGCGCCCGAGAAGUUCUCCGAGAAGUUCCAGCGCUUCACACCCUUCACGCUGGGAAAGGAGUUCCGCCCGGGAGAGAGCUACUACUACAUCUCCAAGCCUCUCCACCACCACGGUCAGGAGUGUCUGCGAUUACGGGUGGACGUGGCGGGACAUCACAGCUCCAAGAACCACAAGAAGGAGGAGGAGGCUGAGGAGGGGAGGCGUGACAGGAUAAGCACAGGAGGAGUGCACAACCCGUCCAACCGGCUUCCAGCAGACGACCCCGUCGCAAUGGUCCCCGUCGUCCAGAGGAGCGUGGGCAGCUCGGCUACUGCCGCCGUGGCAACGCCUGCCUCUGCCUUCGUGGUGACGCUUGCUGCCAUCUUCCUCCUGCUCCAACACUAAGGUGGAGCUGAUGUAAUAAGCUCUUGGAUGCUGAGCCAUUUGGUCCCACAGAGAAACGGACUCUCGACCCCGGCGCUGGUCGCUGGCCCUGAAAAUAGACUGUUUUUUAUACAAAGAUGUUUGUGACACGACUGAGGCUUUUGGUGCUGGUGUGCAUGUUUGAGUGAAGUGCAUGUCAUGUGUGAGUGACCUUGUGAUCUUUGGAGAAGGAAAGUGUUUAUGGGAUAUUUUUUUCCUCUACCUUGCUAAUGUUUCUUGUUUAGAAGAAGUAGUAUUACCACCCGUUUUUUGUUCUGCGGGUUUUUUUUUUGCUGUCUUGUAGCAUAUGUGGGUUUUUUUAUUUUUUUUUAAUUUCCUUUUUUCCAUGAGAAAACCCAGUGUUCAGGAUGCACACAAGUUAAAGGACCUGAAGGGAACUGAUGCUCUUCUAAUUAGAAUUAAAAUAACGUUGUGCUUUAUUUAAAAUGCCAUGAAAUGCUGUGAGCCAAAGAAGAUGGUUAUUAUCUCAAAUCUGUCCUGUUAUUGCUGGAGAACACGUCAUGUACAUAUCAUCUUGUCUGUGGAAUAUUGGUAAUUAGUGGUGAUUUGUUAGUGGAACCAUAAGCCAAGUUUUUUUGUUUUUGGUCUCAAAUCCUGCAAACAAUUUUCUGUGAUUUCCACACCACACUAGAGCUGUACAGACACUAACUGUUAAUCUAUUUUACAUGGCUAAAUUGAAAUAAGUGUACAUCAAAGCACAGAACUACGGUCAGGCUGGGAAAAGGCACAGUUGUGCUGAGGUGUGGGUGGGUGGGUGGAGCUGAUCCUCUCUGGGCGGGCGAGCACUGGGUACAACUGUACACAGGAUGAUGGGGAUCCGGAACAUUCUCCAGGUUCACAGGACAGCAUCUACUAAAAAUCUGUGUUUUGUUUACUUAUUCAGGUCUUGUAAAUAGUCCUGUAAAAUGUGUAAAUACAGAGAGCUAUAUACAGAAUUCGUUAACUAUUAAGUUGUGAAAAAGUAAAAAAUGUUAUAUGUACAUACACUGGUUGUUUUUAUUAGUAUUGUUGUAACAUUGCAGUAACAACAUUCAACUGUCACCUUU
Electrophorus electricus (electric eel) is the source of this 1911-nucleotide messenger RNA. It is a transcript of the gene efna1b, whose product is annotated as ephrin-A1b. Lineage: Eukaryota; Metazoa; Chordata; Actinopteri; Gymnotiformes; Gymnotidae. Gene Ontology annotation, cellular component: plasma membrane. Gene Ontology annotation, biological process: ephrin receptor signaling pathway; axon guidance. The record is from RefSeq and is a predicted model, not a curated record. Gene Ontology annotation, molecular function: ephrin receptor binding.